This is a messenger RNA of Taeniopygia guttata (zebra finch), 783 nucleotides long. RefSeq names its product ARF related protein 1 (gene ARFRP1). NCBI's taxonomy places the organism in Eukaryota, Metazoa, Chordata, Aves, Passeriformes, Estrildidae. Gene Ontology annotation, molecular function: GTP binding; GTPase activity. The record is from RefSeq and is marked provisional. Gene Ontology annotation, cellular component: Golgi apparatus. Gene Ontology annotation, biological process: Golgi to plasma membrane protein transport; protein localization to Golgi apparatus; intracellular protein transport.
GGCUGGUGGCGCUGGGGAGUCGUGAGAGGGGACUCCGGCUCCGGCGCUGACACCGGCACCGGAUCAGGAGCAGGAUGUAUACACUGCUGUCAGGGCUCUAUAAAUACAUGUUCCAGAGGGAUGAGUACUGUGUCCUGAUCCUGGGUUUGGACAAUGCUGGUAAAACUACCUUCCUUGAACAAACUAAAACCCGAUUUAACAAGAACUACAAAGGGAUGAGUUUGUCCAAAAUCACAACCACUGUAGGCUUAAACAUUGGAACUAUUGAUGUUGGCAAAACUCGGCUCAUGUUCUGGGACCUUGGUGGGCAGGAGGAGCUGCAGUCACUUUGGGACAAGUACUAUGCUGAAUCUCACGGGGUGAUCUAUGUUAUUGACUCCACUGAUGAGGAGAGGCUCUCUGAGUCCAAAAGAGCUUUUGAGAAGAUGAUUACCAGUGAAGCUCUGGAAGGGGUUCCCAUUCUGGUGUUGGCCAACAAGCAGGAUGUAGAGACUUGUCUGUCAAUACCCGAUAUCAAGACAGCAUUUAGUGACUGCAUUAACAAAAUUGGGAAGAGAGACUGCCUGACACAAGCCUGCUCGGCCCUUACUGGCAAAGGGGUGAACGAAGGAAUUGAAUGGAUGGUGAAGUGUGUGGUGAGGAACAUCCACCGCCCCCCAAGAAAGAAGGACAUCACGUAGGAACUCCAAGGCAGCCAAGCAAUGGACAGUCUCUUUCCACACACUUUUGUGUUCCCUUUAAAGAAGGUGAUCCACUGGAUUCCUAUUACACCUGAUUCUUUCC